Molecule: messenger RNA, 635 nt
Organism: Cylicostephanus goldi
Lineage: Eukaryota; Metazoa; Nematoda; Chromadorea; Rhabditida; Strongylidae
Source: the annotation of a GenBank genome assembly
AUGAAAUGCAAAGAAGUCAUACCGCAAAAACAAAUCAAGUUUGGUCUGCAUGCUGGGUGGCAUCAUCAGCAAUGCCUCUUUUCCAACAUCACUUUUGGGGGAUAUAUCGAGGAAAUGAACGGUUUUGCCUACCUGACAGAAGAGGAUCAGGAGAAACUGCUUGUGGAGUUGAAAGACUUCACGGUGCCCUACCUUGAUGAAAUUGACGAUGAUGAGGAAGACGAAAGUGGAGUCAAGAAAGGGGAGGGUAAAGAGAACGACAAGGCAGGGAAAAGGCCACCGGAUGCUACAAACGGUGACCAGAUUCCUGCCAAGAAACGGAAACAGUCUGAAGAAAACUCCAACAGGGAGAAGCUGAAGAAGCAGUCGAAUGUCCUUUGGGAGUUACGCAGAGAACUGAACGACAAUCUGACUAAAGCUGAAAUGGUAGAACUUUUGAAAGAAAAUGGACAGAAGCCUUUGAAAAACGAUAGAAUGUUGGACCAUCUGGUGGACUGUGUGGUCUUCGGAGUACCUUUGCCUUGUCCGAAGUGUGGCGGACAACUUUGUUACAGGUUUUUGCACAUUUUCAUUUGUUACUUUUCUAUUCCGUUGGAGUGUAGUUUCCUUUUUUUUUUCAAAAUUUUUAAGUAGGA